Messenger RNA from Musa acuminata subsp. malaccensis (wild Malaysian banana), 978 nucleotides. RefSeq lists its product as uncharacterized. Lineage: Eukaryota; Viridiplantae; Streptophyta; Magnoliopsida; Zingiberales; Musaceae. The record is from RefSeq and is a predicted model, not a curated record.
UCCCGCCAAGGUAUCCCAAAUUCCCACCAUUACAAGCAGGCAGAGAGCACGAGGGAAGAAGAAGAAGAAGAAGAAAGGGCAACAAAAAUGAAAUCGAGACCGUCGGGAGUGAGGGAAUUCGGCCAGACCUCUCUUCCACCAUCUUUCUUCUCCAAAUCUAGAGUUCCCGACGAGCAUCACCCGAAAAGGUCAUCCAACAAGCAGCCGGUGCCACUUUCCGAGUUCUUGUAUCGAAAGCUCAUCAAAACCACUGACAGAUCAGUUAAGGUGAAGCAAACCUCUUUUUCAUCGAUUGGUUCUCCUACCAAGGAUUCAUCAAGUAAAAACGAUGAAGCGAGCGGUAGAUUCAUUCUCCAUGAUGUGAUUUUCCGGCAGUUUAUGGUCUCGGCCAAAGGAAAAGAACAAUCGGAAAUCACCGGAAGAGGCGAAAGUGAGGGACCUCAACUACAAUCAUAUACCGGGGGAGGCGACAAUUCAAGGAAAAGAAAGAACCCCUUUGAUUCUUCAGGUGAUGGUGAGAGGGUGACAGCUCGAAAAUCUAUGAUUGUUCUUGGUGAUGAUCCAAAGCCCUGGCGAAGUAGAAGAGGGAAGACAACAGUGGAAACCACAGAUAAGCCCUUCUACGAUCACUAUGCAAAUGGAAGUGGGCAGUGGGAUUGCAGCAAGGAAGGAGUGGACAGUGAAGAAGUUGGCUGCAAUGAUUUCUGGGAAGGAAUGGGUUCCACCACGUUGGGAGGUUUGGAAUGGCACUGACUCAACUCUAAUCUUCAUAUAGAGACGCUAUUACGCGACGCUGGAUAUGAUAUCUGUUCGCUUCAGCUCAUCUACACCACGUAUGCCUUGACGACAUUGAUCGAGUGUAGCCGCUACUUUAUUCGAAAGUGUAUCUUUCACAGCAUCAACAAACCAGCAGUUGCCCUGUGCUAUUUGCAUGUUUUCACAUGGAGCCAGCCAGUAAGAGCACGAAUCUAUUAUCUC